ACAUACACCACUGCUUCUGUAGUCUGCCUUAUCGGAUCCUCCGCCAGGUUUUAUAUGCUACUAAUAUACUACUUGGGGCCAUGACAGGAGUACCCCCAAAUCCUGCUGCAGGGGCCCUCUUCAAACUGAUCUACGCAGCACUGCCCUCCUUAGGCUCAGCCCCGGGCUCUGUUCAGGCUGCUGCUGCCCGAGCGCUGGGCUGCGCUCUGGGUGUGUGACUUCCGGAGAGCCCAAUGGCGGGGAGCGAGGGGGGGGCGAUUACGACAGGCUCGAGCUCGGCACGAGCGCGGCCGGCGUGAGGAAUUGUGGUCUCCUCUCCCCGGGUCACCAGAAUCCCCACAGUCCUUGGAGAUGAGAGCGCCGGAAGAUUGUGGCCUGGCCAUCCCUUACGUCAUGAAAGUGAUUUGUGCCACAUUGCUAAUUUGGUGCAAUCCAUAACCUUCUGAUCUCCUGUGUUUGUAAUUGCUUUUCAGCUUGCAGAAUGUUUUCUCUGACAUAGUUCUUGAAUAAAGAAAUUACUAUCGCUCACCUGUAUCUAAGAAAUGAUCUUCCCCAAUGUUGUUGCUUUAACCUUUUUCUAAUUAAAAAUGCACACUUUAGGAUCCUUUCAGAACAAAGCUUUGCCAAAUCCCCUUUACAUCCAAGGAUUUUAAAAUUUAUAAAGGCUGCAUUGAAUUCAGGAUGGGUCAAGGGGCAAAAAAAGGGUAGAAGGUCACUGCAUAUUGAUUGUGGGUCAGUAGACACAUGGCAUGUAGUAUGUGUCCAAAACAUCCCUUAAAAACUGUAUUUAAAAAACAAGAUUAUCAACAUCUGAUGUGUUAUUUUGUGAUUUUACUGAAUUCCAGAAAUUUCUGGUGUCUGUGAUACUCCACAUGGGAAAAUAAACUUACAAAAUGCUGAACAGAACUAUAUAUUGUUGCUUUGUUUACAUGGAAAUAACUCAGUUGUGAUGUUAUGUUUGAUAAAUUAUCAUGAUUUUUUUACUAUUAGUUCGCAAUUAAUUGGCCCAGGUUUUUGGAUAAUUAGUUGUGCAUUCUUAUGUUUGACAUAUUAGAAUUUAUGGCAAAUUUUAAGCACUGAAGUCACCUUAGGUUGACUUUAAAAUAGCAGAAGGACCCUAGUAUACUAUUCUUUGACCCUGUUACUGGACUCUUUGUGAUAUCCUCUGUUUUCUGUUUGCAUCCCCUAUGAGCACAAUAUGCACAGUGUAUCUAAAACUGGUGAACAAGGUUAUUUCUCAUUUAAAUGAUCUAUUUCUGCAUAAAACUGUGAAAAUAAAGGUGUAUUUAAUGCUGUCAGUACCUGAAGAUGGUCCAGUGCUUAAAAAUAAUACUAAAUAGUAAAUAGAAUACUCUAAUAAUGUGGCAAUCCUAGUAUGAAAAUGUACAUGAACCCGUAGGAAAAAGAAUUUGCUUCAUUAGUAAAACUACUGCUGUUAAUUGCUGUUGCAUUUCACAACUGAACGUUUAAAGAAAGGUGUGUGCAUUACUUUGCUCAAGAAGGAAGAGGUCAGGCUGAAUUGUAAUAGUAUUUAAACACAAUCACAUAAUGGAAAUAAAUCAAAACAAAUAAAAAGGUAACUAAAAUUUUAUAUACAUUCUUUCUGAAACAAUAUAAUUAAACAUUUUCUGCAAGCCUGUAUAUUUUAACAUCAUUUUUUCAAAAAUGAAAGUAAUCUGAGAUAAAUGGGAAAAUGUCUACUAUAUAUAUUAUGAACAUUAUUUUUCUCUUUAUUUUCUACUGGGUUGAUCCUUUGGCCAGACACCUUCAGAACUGAAAUAUUCUCUCUCUCUAGGAUGUAGAUCGCAGAUUGCAGGUUACUCAAAGUGAAAAGGAACACAUUUGAUUGAUAACGUGUGUAUUCACAACUAUAUAUUGUUGCAUGCACACAUAGUUGGUAAAAUGGGCAUCCUUAGACCUUCUGUUCUGAAGAAAUGAGAGGCAAACAUCCAUCUUUUGAGUCAUGUUCAUCUUUGACUUUAAGUAAGGCUGAGGUAGUCAACAAAAUUACUAAAGAAAUAUACAUAUGUAUCUGCCUGCUCACACACACACAAGGAGAGAGUAAAUUAUUGCUUAGGUUUUAAUAUAAUUGAUAACAGACACCUUUAAUUUUUCCUGUCCAUUCUUUCGGCUAGCUUUCACAUUAAUAAUCUAAACCAUAAAUGUUGGUAGCUAUUGAUCAUAACCCCCUGUGUGCGUGCAAAUCCAGUUUAAAGUCCCCUGCCUUUAUUGUGUAUGUGUGCCCGGGUAAGGUCCUCUACCAGCUCUUUAUAGUGAUCUACCCCCAAUGUGCCUGAAGAAGAUCCCAAUAUACAGCGUGUGCUGAUGGCUAUAAGAAAGCUGCACAAAAAAUGAUGGAGAAGUUAAAGAAACAAAAGAUUCUGUGUGUGAUGUGGAGUAAGAUAUUCAAUUGAAAGUGUGUGUAUAUCUAUAAUUGUCCGUGUGUGUGUGUGUCUGUGUGCGUGUGAAAGAGAGAGAGAGAGAUUUUCGAAGACUUCUCCCUCCCCCCCACUUCAUCGUUGGCUCUGACUACAUCCAGAAGCUAAUAGCUGUACCUUUUUUGGGGAGGGAGGGGAGGUCUGGCAAAUAGCCGCUAGUAGUUUAAAACAUUUGAUAGUGCAAGUAUUAAACAAACAAAAAAGCAUGCAUUUUAAAAAUAGUUACUGAAUCACAUUACCAGACUGUCAUAUGUAGUAGGAGAGAGAGAGAGAGCGAGAGAGCGAGAGAAACAACUAAGCUACCUGGCAAAUAAAUGACUUUUUAGCCCACUUUUUUUGUAUUGUCUUCUUUAAAAGCUUUAUCUGAGGUUACCGUUUCUUUACUGUUUGACUCCACAGCCUUAACCUUAAAACAGGGGGAGGAGAAUAGUGGGGUGGGGGUGGGGGUGCGAGCAGCAUAUAAGUGCAUCAGGAGGAAUUUUUAAACGACCUUAUUGUUUCUAGCUUUAGAAAGGCUACGAGGAUUUCCUUUUAACGCCAGCAGCUGUUUUCCCUCGAAACUUUGCUUUCAGCUAGAGAAUAUAACAUGAUGUCUCUUAUGCAAGUGAGAAAGGAAAAUGUAUGCUGAUAAAUCCAGAUGCAAAGCAGAAGAAGGCUUAACUCUGUGGAUGGUAUUAGCUGUGACGAGGCAUUGUUCACUGCUGCCUCUUGGUUACGUUUAAAGGCUGAAAUAUCACGAGAUCCAUUCAAUGAUCCUUUUCUCAUUCAAGGGACAAAAUGUAAUUUGCUGUAGCUCUGGUUUCUUGGAUGGGAAUACUAUCCUUAGAUUUCAAAAGGAAGAACUAGAUGUGGUUUGUACACACAUUGAUUAAGUUGAAGAGCGGCGAUUACAUCUGUGCAGAGAGCAACAGUAGUCUAGGGGUGGCUUUUCAAAUCUCAAACCUACUGAGUUACAGACUCUCCUAAAUAGACUUCCUUAAUUCCCGGAUGCACUUCUGCAAAUUCCCAGGUCUCGCCAGAAUUCCUGCGAAAUUGGGAGGUUGUGUGCAUUCUACUUUGUAACGCAAAACUACCGAAAAAUAUUUUUUAAAAGCGAUCCUUUUAUUUAUUUCAGCUAUACCUGAUGGCGUAAUACGAGCUCCACUCACCAUAUUGCCAAUCUAUAGAGUGGAUAAUGGAACUUUUCAAUUAGAAGGGAAAAAUUGGUCCCAGAAAUAUGAGAUGUUUUCUUAAUCACACGGAUGUGUCUAAUUUUGGAUAUGCACUAAACUACUGCUAUAUAUAAGUGCUUGUGUUCUAUCCAGUUUUCAGUUGAAAACUGAUUAUGGGCGGAUAGUUAUUUUUGCAGCUUUUGACAUGCAAACCGCAAACAUCAUUUUAACGCACGAAGGAAGAGGUUUGCUAACAUUGCAACAUGUUCGAAAUCAUUUGUGCCUGACACAAGUAUUGUAAUGUUACUGCGAAGAGGUUACACCUUCAUGCUGCUUCUUCAAAAUGAUUUUUUAAAGGGUUGGUAUAAAUGGAACAUCUAAAGUCUGCAGAAGGUCUACCCAAACUGAACGUGCAGCAAACCAGAAGUGUCCUGGACCAUUGCAAUAUUCUAUAUCGUGUGCCAGCACUUCUCUGUUAUUACGUAAAGCCUCUGGAACCACCUUGGAUAUUUUAUAUUCUCUUUUCUCUACUGGAAGCAGUCAGCCCGCAAGAAUCCUGACGUGGAGUCUGGGACUCUAGGACAUUCCAGCUUGUGAUCCAGCACGGUUAAUUGUGAAAAGUGUGUACAUUUCUGGCUUAUCUAUGCUUUGUUAUGGGUCUGACGUGAGCCCACGUCCUCCUUCCCCUCCCCCAAUAUUACAGACAGCAUUUCAACUACAGACUGACAGUAUUACGGUGUUGGAAACCUAGAUAUGCAGAGCAAAAAACAAACUUAGCCAUUGACUGUAGAACGACAAUUAAAUAGAAGAGGAAAAUCAAGAGAAACUCGAAAAAUGUAAGUAUUCGCUCUCGGUUUCUAAAAGAGCCUUUCACUCUGAAGCUUGAAAAAGGGAAAUACCAGGCUAUUCUGCACAUUUUCGCUAAGCUUAAUUUUCCACACAAUGCAGAAUAAAAUAUCAGUUUAAAAUUAGUGCAUUACCAAAGUCUUUUUUCUCGAUAUGAUAACAUUUACAGUCACAUAAUGCGCAAAAUAGCAGCAUUUGUGCAAAAUAGUCUAACUAUAUAUAUAUAAUGACAAUAAAAAAGCACACAAUCCUACAUCUGUAGCUAGCGAUGAAGUCUGAGAGCUCUGAGUGUAUCUGAGCUCAGAUUGUUUAAUAGAAAGAUUUAUAUACUAACUGUAUUAUUUACUUUGGGAGGGGGCUUGGCAGUGUAAGGGUAUGCUAAUUAGUGGGAGAUUUUUUUGGGGGGGAAGGGGUGGAAUAUCAAUUUUUAUUGCAUCACCUGUCAGGAGUGUCCAAUCAGCGUUGGCUUUAGGGGAAUUAAUUGAUGAAGGUGUCUCCGGACGAGCUCACUUCACUCUGUCAUUUUAUUUGUAGCUAAAGCAGCGGCGGGAAUAGCAGCUGCAUUUCUUUCCUCUUCCUCCCUUCACAUUCCAUUAUCAUAGUUCUCCAAUGGAAAAGCAGGGAAUGAAAGGGAACAGGUACUGAUCUUCAACAGCAACUUAGAGAAACACUUUGGCAAACCUGAUUUUAAAACAAAAAUAUAGAGAGAUUGUAGUUUCACGUUUUUUUUUCUUUUCUUUUUUCUAAUUUCUUCUAAAGUUUGGCACUCCAGUGAGCAGGAAUAACAGUCUUUGUUAUUUUAUUAGCAGGAUGCCUUGAGACAAAUACAGCAUCUGGCUGAGGAUUGUGUGUGUGGCUUUUUUUCUUUCUUUCUGCAAAUGCUGGGAAUAAUUUAAUUCACGAAAUGGGAGACUUGAAGUCGGGUUUUGAAGAGGUGGAUGGCGUGAGGCUCGGCUACCUCAUCAUUAAAGGAAAGCAAAUGUUUGCACUCUCUCAGGUUUUUACAGACCUGCUUAAAAACAUCCCGAGAACUACAGUGCACAAGCGAAUGGAUCAUUUAAAAGUAAAAAAGCAUCACUGCGACCUGGAGGAGCUGAGGAAACUCAAAGCCAUCAACUCCAUCGCUUUCCAUGCAGCCAAAUGCACACUGAUAUCCAGAGAGGACGUAGAAGCUCUUUACACUUCUUGCAAAACGGAACGAGUCCUUAAGACAAAAAGGAGGAAAAUAAGCCGGGCAUUCUCAACAAAAGAUCUCCAACCGGAGCACACAUCCACCGACCCCUACUCCAGCUUUUGGAAAGAGAACAAACUCUGGCUGGGUUUGAAUGAAGCGGCUCAGCCUCUGCCAAUUAGAAGAAAAGCUUUGCGGCCCGGGGACACAGGCUUGCUACCGGCCUCUGAUCUACCUCACAUUUUUAGUAAAUACACUGGUCACAGCUACCCAGAAAUCGCUCGGUCGCCUUGCAAACCCCCAUUAAACUAUGAAACUGCCCCGAUCGUGGGCAACUAUGUCACCUUUCACUCGGAUCCCCCUUAUUUUCGGAGCGUCCUUUGCAGCAAGCACCCGGCUGCUGCUGCUGCUGCUGCUUAUUAUUACCAGUCCGCCGCCGCCACCGCGCAGACCAAGCUAGCGGCGGCGGCUGCUGCAGGGAGCCCUGUGGGUUUGACUUACAGAUACAAAAGGAAAAGACCGUGUGAGGCAGCCCCAAAGGACUGUUUAUUAAGCACCCCCAGCAGCGCCAGGCGGCUCCUGAUCGUGCCCAGGCCCUGCAAGCCCAAAGGAGCUGCAGCAGGCACGGCCGCUUGCCUGGAGAGAUUUCACCUCGUCAAUGGCUUUUGCACUUCUCCGCAGCAGCCGCAGCAACAGCAUCUGGGCAGCUUCCCCGAGAGCUACAGCAGCGACUCGGAGUCCAGCUCUUACUCCGACCAUGUGGCCAACGACUCGGACUUCGGGUCCAGCCUCUCCAGCACCAGCAACUCCGUGUCCUCGGAGGAGGAGGAGGACGACGACGAGGAGGAAGGCAGCGGCGUCUCGGACUCCAGCGAGGUCAGCUCUGAGGAGGAGGAUACGACCUCAGACUCCGACUCCAGCUCGGUUUCCAGCCAGGUCUCGGUGCAAAGCAUCCGCUUCAGGCGAACCAGUUUCUGCAACCCCCCCAGCAUGGCCCAGGCCAACUUCUUGUAUCAUUUGGCCACGGCCGCCCCCACCAAAUCGCCAGCUUUCGAGGAGGCAAGCAGGCUUCCUGACCUCAAAAGUGCUCAGUGUGGUGUCAAAUCGGAAUUGCCAGAGGAAUGGAGUCAUCAAAGCUGGGCAUCCAAAGCACCUCCAGUGUGCUGCUCCAGCAGCCUUGGAAGUUGUUUUACUGAGAUAAGGGAUGAUAGGGUAACUGAGAUCACAUUCCCACACCCUGAAUUUUCCAUUAAUGUAAAGAGUACUGACCUAACAAUUAACUGUGCUGCGAAGGGGGCCUCUUCACCUAGCCCAAAGACAAACAAUGCAUUUCCACAACAAAGAAUACUCAGAGAGGCAAGGAAAUGCCUUCAAGCAACAACUACACACUGUGCAGAUAACAAUACAAUAGCUGCUAGGUUCUUAAAUAAUGAUUCUUCACCAACAGCAGCAAAUUCCGAAGAAGAUUCCAAAAUCCCUCAUUGUACUGAAUUUGCCACGGAUUUACCCUCUUUGCAAACUGAUCGUGCUUCUACAACAGGAGCAGCUGAGCUUGAGUGCACUGAUCCAGGCAAUAAGGCAUUGCCAUUCCUGCACAAUAUUAAAAUCAAAAUAGAGGAUAGCAGUACGAAUGAAGAAUAUGAACCUGACCUUUCAAAACAUAAGCUAAAAUGUGAGUGCAAUGAUACUAAGGAUGAGUUUAACGGUGUGACUGAGAGUAAUAACCCGGACGUUUUAUUAACAGCCCAGGAAGAUUCUGCAUGCACUGAGAAAGAAACCACUUCCUUAAACACGCUGACUCAGAGUCAGGUCCUUUCAUGCACUUUAGGCACUCCAAAACCUGAGGAUGGAGAGUAUAAAUUUGGAGCGAGGGUGAGAAAAAAUUACAGGACAUUGGUUUUGGGAAAGCGACCUGUACUGCAGACUCCUCCAGUCAAACCAAAUUUGAAAUCAGCUAGAAGCCCACGUCCUACAGGUAAAAUUGAGACACAUGAAGGAACACUGGAUGAUCUUACAGUUACCAAUAGACGCAAAAGGGUAGCCAGCAAUGUAGCAUCAGCAGUGAAAAGGCCGUUUAAUUUCAUGGCAAAUUUUCCCUGUCCACCGUCACUAAUUAUUGGCAAUGAUGGGGAUUUGUUGCCAGCUUAUUCCUUAAACACCACUAAGGAUUCCCAACCACCUCACAAGGCCCAUCCUGUAUGGAAAUGGCAGUUGGGCGGUUCUGCAAUACCUCUUCCACCUAGCCACAAAUUCAGGAAAUUUAAUUAAUAAAAUAGUUUGGAAAAUACUUUCUUGAACCACCUUUACCUUUCUUUUGUUUUAAACUCGACAGGAUGGUUUAUACAAGCCCCUUAAUGUUUUACACACUUUUGGAGUUCUGUUUUAUCACAUUGUGAAGAUAGAAAUCGGAUUACUAUUUUCUUUUCCAUUACAGUUUUUAUUUGUUUGUUUGUUUGUCUGGGUAAUUUUUACAUUCCACCGAGUACUUCAGGCUAAAGACUCAACUUAAACUCAGUUAUUAUGGUAGAGCUGGGAACACUUUACUGUUUAAAAUGCUAAUAAUGCACCGGUACCCCUCAAUUCAACUGCUACAAAUACAAUGUCAAAAGGUUGAAUAAUAAUAUUAGAAUGCCAUUAAAUUUAUGCACUAGAUUUCGAAAAUGAAGUCUAACUGUUAAUUCAGUUAAGUUUGUUAAGUUACUUGGUUGCACCAGUAAGGGUUCACUAUAAUUCAAUGUGGCAGCAGUCUCUACUUUUCGGGACUUUGUUUUCCAGAGUAGGGGGCUCUUUUCCAAGAGCAGUUGCAUUUACUAAUUUUCUAUGGUUUGAAAGGGUUGGGCUGGAGUACAGUUGGAGCACUGGAAAAGCUGCCUCAUCUCAAAACUAGUAAAUAAAUAUGGAAUUCUGUUUUGGUAAAGGGUGUCUUUUUACUUGUACAGUCACUCUUUGCAAUUGGAAAGACUUUUGUUUCACUCAAAAGUCUUAAAUAAGGUUACUGUUACCCACUAAUGUGGGUUACUUCAAUUUGGUCUGAACAUGUCCCUACUAACUUGCAAAGCAACUAAAAUAUUUGUCUGUAUAGCAGUACAAUUAAUGGUCUAAACCUCUCACACUCGAUGGAGGAAAUAGCAAAGCGGUAAAUGCAACACAGAACGUGAAACGUGAAGGCCAUACGUGGAAAGAAUACACAAAUGAGAAUAUCAUGUUAUUCAUAGCUUUUUGGCACCAAAACUCAGGCAUUUAAACCUUCGUACACUUCACUGUUUUAUCCAAAUCUCUUGAAACUUGAGUUUUGCAAUACCAUCCUAUCUAUGUAGCAGGAGCAUUUUUACUGCACGUGACAUCAGAGGCAAUUAUCUAUAUUUGCACUUAAUAUUAACAGGUAGACUUCUAGAGUCUAGCCUCGGUACGACAAAGCUGGUGUAAUAUGUUGUGAUGAAUGGAAGCAGUAAAUCAAAAUUAUGAAAAGUUGCACUGUUGAAAGCAUGCUUUAGCUUUAUUUUCAAUUAAAAACACUGUUUAAAAAUUCCUGAUUUCAUACACUUCGACUUAUUGCAGAGUUGUCCUAAUUUCCUCUUCAUCUGAAAGUUUAAGGUUUUAUUUGGAGGAAAUAUGCUUCCAGAGGCUAUUUUUUGUUUUGUUUUGUUUUUAAAUAAAACUGUUAUUAACCCAGUUUAAGGCAGUCUUGAACAAUGUAAAGUUUAUAUUUUGGGAGGGAAAGAGGUUACAAAUUUAUAAUAAAAUCGUUUUAAAAGUUUGGGAUUUGAAAAGGUCAGAUUACAACUGAGCUGCUGAAUCAGCAGAGUUUGAGAUUAAAAAUUGCUGGUUACUCUUUUUGAUUUACAUUUAUUUAUACUAGAGCCUUUUCCAAUUACAUCUUAGGGAUUCCACCUCUUCAUUAAUUCCGGGAGAAUAAUUUAUCAUAAUCAAAAAAGAAAACAAAAACAACAAUGAAAAUGUUUAUUGUGUGACUCAGAGUCAACUUUCUUAUGGAAAUUCACUGACUAUUUUUUAUCCUCUACCCUCUUUGUCUCUAAAUUUCCAAGUAGACACUGGCUGCUUUUAGCUCUAUUACUAUAUGCACACCGUGGUUUUCCUCUCAUUGUAAAAGACCUCUUCUAGAAUACCUGCAGCCAAAUAUAUUUAGAAAGAGUAAACAAUUGCCUUCCAAUUGAGUCACCCUUCCCCCCCAUACACACACUUUAAGUUGCCAAUUGCAAAAGGUGCAUUGCAUACUUAACCUGCUCAGCGGAAAUUAUGGUGGUCGUUAAAAAUCUGUUUACUGGAUUAAGUUGUUCUGAAAUUAGUGUUUACAAUUCGAGUGUUUGGAACUGCAUACAUUACAGGCUUAUUUCCAGAAAUCUGUAAAUACGUACACAAUUUACUGUUCAGGAAAAUCCCCUGGCUCUUUGGGAAAACAGGGUUUGGUUGAAAAUGAUGUCCCCUUGACAAAAUCUACACAGCUUCAAUGUGCAAGCUUAAAACCUGAAAUUUCACCUUAUCUAUUAAACUGUAUAUCAUUUUAAAAGUAGCUUCCUCUGCUGACCCUGUGUACUUACAAUUAGAGACACGUUGACUUGACCCUAACUUAUAAAUAGCAAAGACGAUUUGUUUUGACUCUCUGACUAAUAUUGGGAAAAGAAACAAAGCACAAAUUCAGACCAAAUACUUUCAGUGGAGUUUAAAUCGUAAAAUAUGGCGCCCAGCUCUGAUAUUAGCUCUGUCGCCCUAUAUGAAUUAAUAGUUCCAGUUUAUGGAAGCUGGAGAAUGAACACCACCAAGCCAAAUACAUUCCUGAGUGUAUCAUUCCUGCAGACUUUUCUGCUGAAGUAUGAUGAAUAAAGGCACCAUCAAAAGGCAAGAAGUUAAAUGGCCAAUAAUUGUCACACGUGUACACCUCAGUUUAGUUUCAAGCCACAAGCAAGAACAUUUGAGUGUUACUUCUGUCAGAGUAAUCUGCCAGGUACAAUAAUUUACUGAAAAAGGUAUUAUUUCAAAUCCCUGGUAGUUUGGGAGCUGUUUCUCAUUGUGUUGUAAUAAUUCUUGCGAACACAGUUUAUGAUAAUUUUAGAUUUAAUUAUAAUAAUAAUAAAAUAAAAUUACUGUUAUAAAUAGCAACAUUUUCCCCAAUAAAGGUAAGUCUAAUACUGAGGGAAACGAGGGUUUUCUAGCCAGGGGGAUUAUGGUAUUGCUGUAAUGUUUGUAAGAAAGAGAAACUAAAGGGUAUCAGCUAUAAGACUUGACAGUUUUCCAGUUUCUUGAUGUACAAUGCAUAAAUCAAUAAAAUGAAAUAAAAUAAUAAUAAUAAAAAUAAUCAAUAAAACACACCUAGGAGAGUACUUGAACUUGUCUGGAACAUUAUUCCAGGGAUUUUGAUUCAUUUAUUGGGAAGAUUUCUGUGCCCAUAUUGAAGACAAAGGAAGUUUUGGACUAUGUCUAGUUCUCUAGAGCAUUAAAAAAGGGACCAUGUGUAUGCCUUCAGCAACCAGGUCUAUUGCCUUAAAAGAUUUACUUUCAGUUUACAAAAUUUACUUUUAAAAGUGAUUGUUCUAUAGUAUACACUUACUUUUCUACAGUGGGAUGAUCUCUUUACUGGUUUAUUUAAAACGUCACUAUGUAGCAAUAAUGCAGAAAUGGUGGUGGCUGUUGUAUGACGUUUGCUGUUCAAUCAUUCACUUGGUGAUUUUCUACAUGGUCUCUGACCUUUUUUCCUAUAUCAGAUUUAGUAGCCAAUAAAUUAAAGUUUCUGCAGAAAUAAGAACAAUGCUAUCAUGUUUUUGUUUGUUACAC
This is a messenger RNA of Gopherus evgoodei (Goodes thornscrub tortoise), 11396 nucleotides long. RefSeq names its product SKI/DACH domain containing 1 (gene SKIDA1). The transcript has 2 exons. Bases 5340 to 7874 code for a protein of 844 amino acids. The record is from RefSeq and is a predicted model, not a curated record. NCBI's taxonomy places the organism in Eukaryota, Metazoa, Chordata, Testudines, Testudinidae.